This is a messenger RNA of Lonchura striata (white-rumped munia), 2880 nucleotides long. RefSeq names its product N-myc and STAT interactor (gene NMI). The record is from RefSeq and is a predicted model, not a curated record. NCBI's taxonomy places the organism in Eukaryota, Metazoa, Chordata, Aves, Passeriformes, Estrildidae.
CCGACCCGCUCCGACCCGGUCCGACCCGCUCCAACCCAGCCCGACCCGACCCAGCCCGGCAGCUGAGCGGAAACUGUAACGAAAUUUCUGAAUAAAACGAUUCCGGGACCCACAGCCUCAGUUUUUCUCAAGCCUCUUGAGUGAAGGUGGUGUCGGCUCAGAAUCGAGGUUUCCAUGGAUGUUCCAAGCCCCCCAUUAUCUCUUCAAGACAAUGGUUUUAGUUUGGUAUCCCCUGAUCCAAGGACAUCCAAGGAAGAGAUGGAAAAACUUAGGGAAGAGCUGAGGAUGUGGAAGAACAGAGUGAAAGAGGCUGAAACUGUCAAAGUUGACCUUCUCUCCAAAUUAAGUGCUGCUGACAGAGCAGAGAAGAAGCUGACAGAGCAGAGGGAGCAGCAGAAACAUCGUAGGGACAGAAUGAUCAGAUGGGAGCUAGAGCUCUUCCUGCUAAGGCAAGAAAACACUGAGCUGAGAAAAGAGAUUGAAAAGCUCAAAGAAGACCUGGAAGAACACAGUUCCCAGGAUAAUCUGUUGGAGAUUAAAAAGAAGGUGGCAGAAAUGAAAUUGAAGUUCACUCACCUGAAAGAGAUGAAGCAUGAUGGGGCAGAGAUGGAUAUGGACACCCACUGUGUUUUUGGGGCAGCCACAAAAGUUCCCUUCAGACUCAAUCAGAACCAGGCACUGCUGACUUUUGAAGAUGAAGAAGUUGCCCUGAGACUGACAAAGAGGAGCAAGCACUGUGUGAACCUGGACGACAGAACAGCAAAUGUGACAGUGAAGCCUUUUGAACUUGACAUGGGAUUCCAAUUUGAGCUCCAUGUCACAGUGUCUGGAAAGAAGAUUAAUGUUUCAGACAUACCUGAGCUUCCCAUUCCUGAAGAUUGGAUGAGAGACAAACUUGAGCUGUGUUUCUACAGAACUGAGCAGGCAAAAGGAGAAAGAGAAAUAGAAAAUGUCACCUACAACAGGGGCACUGGGACAGCUGUCAUCACAUUCCUCAAACCUGGAGCAAGCUACAGCUUUGUGGGAUAUACUGAAUACCCUUUCUGUGCAGAGGAAAGGUGGUUCUUCCUUUCUGUCUCCCCACAUUUCGAUUUCCACUUGAGGAGAUUUCAGCCACACUGCAGGGUUUCCAAGAAAACCAUUCUGCUGAAAGGAAUCUCAGAUGUGGAAGAGGAUGAAGAAAGUGUGCAGGACAUGAUUGAAAUUCACUUCCAAAAGCCAAGCAAUGGUGGGGGGGAGAUAGAGGAAAUCAAAUACAUCUCCAGAGGAGCAGCCUAUGUUUAUUUUGAGGAGGAUACUGGGAAUGCCACCUCAGAAAUCACAGGGCACUCAUGAAGUUCUGAGGUUUUGUUCCUCGGGGAUUUAUGUAGAUAGUGUGCUUUGAUGCUCUGAAAUGGAUCCUGUAGAAAAGGAGUCCCUGCCUUCCUGAUUUGUCUCAUGGCACUUUGCAUUGGAAGUCAGCAAAACUCCCUGCCUGUGUUGCAGAUUAAAGGCACAGCCCAAGCCUUCAGCAGCCCCUUAAACAUCUCAGAUUCUCUGCAAUUUUCCAUAGUUUAUACCUUGCAGGUUUUAAGAUACUCCAGAGUGGGAUGAGUGCAUGAUUUCUUACAUUCUGGAUACAAAAGCCAUAUUUAAUCCCAGCCCAAGCCUCCUCACAGUGCUGCUUUGUUUGAAGUGCCAGAGCUUCAGAAGGUGGCUCUGACACAGCUCCAGUCCUGCUGAGGUUGCUGAGUGAAACACCUGAAAGAAUCCUGUAAUUUCAUAAAAGCCACUUUAUUAAAUUAGUGAUAGAAUUAAAAUAGAAAAAGGGGGCGUGCAAAACAAAUUGCACUUAAGAAAUGCCCUGGUAUUUGCUGCCUUUAGCUGUUUGUAGCCUGCUUUAUUGUUUGAUUUUAAUAUUUGUUUCUGCAAUUCCGUUUUUCCUCAGUUUUGUUCAUGAUUUUGGCUAUUCUAAACUAUUUCAGCCAAGGAUUGAUCUGGUGCUGUACCUGGUUUUGUAACAAUGCUGGUGAACAGCCCUGUGGGAUCUGGUGGUCCCAGGCUGGGAGGGCUUGGACAGAGUAAUUUUCCAAGGAGGAAUGUUUUUCCUUUUCUGCUGUCGUCCUUGGAAAACAAAUCCUCCUCUGACUUUGCACUUUUGCCAUCCUUGGGGGCUGAAAUGGUUUGGUCCCAACAAUCUUGACUCCAAACUAACAUGAGCAUGGCAUUGGAAAGAAUUUAUUUUUGGGGUAUUUGACAUCUUGGUAUGCAGGGAAAGGAGAGGGAAUACCUCAGGGAUUAUUAUUCCAGACAAACUGUUAAUUUGCAAUAGAUGAAAGUUGAAUAUGGAAAAUGAAGAGGCUGCAAACACCACAGUUUAUUUUGAAUUUGCUGUUGAGUGAGAUACAUGUGACUGUAGCACCUCUCACUGUUUAGGGCCUGCAAAGGCAGGGAUUGACUACCUGACCACUGUAAAAUAAUAAUAAUAACUUCAAACAAAGUAGUGCUGAAGUAUUUAUGGACAUUGUGCACUUUUGCACUCUGAGAAACUUGGUAAGACCAGACACUUUAAAAAGAGAGGGGGGAAAACCUGAGAAAGGUAAAAAAUGUCAUGAAUUUCAACUGCAUCUCACUGAUAAAUAUUGAGAAGUAAAUCCUUAAAAAGGAAAAAGCUCAAAAUUCUCAUAAGGAUUAGUGAGAAGCUGCAGGUUUUAAAGCCCAGAAAACAAAUCAGAUUUUUACAUUUGAAAGACAGUGUAAAUGUCUUGUCUUUGUCUCUGAUGAAUUAUGGCUUGUGAUGAUUACCCUGUUCAAUUUUAAAGCAGCAGCGGUGCUUUAAAGGCUGGAGACUGGUUUUAAUGAUGAAAAACAAGAAUAAAGCGUCAGUGAUGUUUCUGUAAA